Molecule: messenger RNA, 1725 nt
Organism: Brassica oleracea var. oleracea
Lineage: Eukaryota; Viridiplantae; Streptophyta; Magnoliopsida; Brassicales; Brassicaceae
Exons: 1
Coding region: 1-1725 (574 amino acids)
Source: RefSeq, a predicted model, not a curated record
AUGUCAUCGACAAUUGGAGUACGGGAUAUAGUGGUUCAAUUCCAAUCUGACACUUUGCAGCAGAUACGUGAUAACCACCCUCUAUUCAUGAGCCUUCAAUAUCCUCUUCUGUUUCCAUAUGGCGAGUAUGGUUUUCAUCCUGAGAUCUCAUUGCAUCUUGAGACAGGCACUUCAAGAACAAGGCAAUUCCUUACCAUACGCCAAUUCUACGCUGCUCAGAUACAGACACAUCUUAACCAAGGGUUGACGUUGAUUAAAGGCGGUCGUCUCCUCCAUCAAUAUGUUGUGGACGUUUAUACAGCAAUUGAAGAAGAUCGGUUAAGGUGGGCGAGGAAUAAUCAAGAUAUCUUGAGAGCCGAACUCUAUAGUAAUGUACUCGAUGAUGUUAGCAAGGGUGAAACUGAUGCUAAGAUUAUUGGUCAACGGUUCAUACUGCCUCCAAGUUUUACCGGUGGACCCCGAUACUUAGUUGAGAAAUACCAUGAUGCGAUGGCUAUUUCCAGAGAAUAUGGGAAUCCAGAUUUGUUUAUCAGAAUGACGGCCAAUCCUAACUGGAGAGAGAUUAAAGAUCACUUUGAUAGAUACGGUGGAGACUCUCCCAAUGAUAGACCGGACAUCGAAUGUCGAGUCUUUAAAAUGAAGUUAGAUCAGCUACUCAAAGAUUUCAAAAAAAGAACUUUCUUCAAGCCAUACACAGCAGCUCUUCACAGGAUAGAGUUUCAAAAAAGAGGGCUCCCUCAUGCACAUAUAUUAUUGUGGUUUGGAAGCUCUUCCAGGACACCAAGUGCAGAGGAGGUAGAUGAGAUUAUUUUGGCUGAGCUUCCAAACAGAGAAAAAGAUCCAGAGGCUUACAAUUUAGUAACGAAACACAUGAUCCAUGGUCCAUGUGGUGUCAUUAAUCUGAAGUCACCAUGUAUGGAGAACAACGUGUACACGAAAAAGUAUCCUCGCCAGUAUAAUGACAAUAAUUCGAUUGAUAAAUCAGGGUAUGUAUUAUAUCGUCGCCGCCGAAAUGAAAAUGCGUAUGUGGUAAAGGAUGGGGUGAUCCUAAACAAUACUUUCGUUGUGCCUCAUAACAUUAAGCUCCUAAAGAAGUACGAAGCUCAUAUUAAUGUUGAAUGGUGUAAUCGUACAAGCGCGGUCAAAUACUUAUUCAAGUAUAUAACCAAAGGUGUUGAUAGAGCAUCUGCAGUAAUUGAAAGGGGAAAUACGGAAACUGCCUCUGACCCAAUGGCUUCUGGCGAAACAAGUGAAAGAGUUAUCAAGCAACAAAAUGAGAUCCAAGACUACGUCGAUGCUCGGUAUUUAUCAGCUUGUGAGUCUAUGUGGUGGGCUUUUGCAUUCCACAUCCACAAAAGAAAGACAUCAGUUGAGAAGCUUAUCAUUCACUUUGAAGGUGAGCAUAACAUCACAAUUAAAUCAACUGAUAACCUCAGCCGUGUGAUCCGCAAGCCAGGUAUUGAGAAGAAGAUGUUCACUGAAUGGAUGGUCUUAUGCAGAAGGUCAGCGUUUGCACAAACAUUAACUUAUGUGCAAAUACCUGAAUAUUUCGUAUGGAACAACAGUUCCAAAAUCUGGUCCGAACGCAAGAAAGGAAAAACCAUUGGCAGGAUUGUAGCUGUCCAUCCAUCGACAGGUGAUCGUUACUAUCUAAGGAUCCUCAUAAACAAGAUUAAGCGUCCUAGAAGUUACGACGAGUUAAAAACGUUUAACAAUGUGAAAUAA